UUUUGAAAUAGAUUGUCAUAAUUAUUCAAUUUAGGAAAAAAACUAAAAUUGUUAAUUAAAAUUAAGUUUCUAAGUGGUUCAACAAGUUAUUUUAGUGUAUAAACAUAACAAGUACCUUUAAUAAGUGGUGGAGGCGCUAGAGGAUCGUUAAUUUUCUGUGUUUUUAACUUUCUACGAUUUUCGGUGCAAUGUGUGACAACGCGCGAACGGGAAUUUCAUCAGCUGCUUUACGUUACUUACAAUUGAUUGAACAAAAUGAGGAAAAUGGCGAUUCAAAUUUGGAAUCUUUGAGUUUGGAUGUUUAUGAUAAAUUGAAAGGAAAUGAUGUCGAGCAAGCUGCAAGUUUGAUGCCAUCAUAUAAUGAUCCGUUUGCUGAUAAUAAGAAAGAUGAUAGUUUAAUAAACUCUUUUAAAGAUUCAUUGGCAAGAAAUGAGAAUAAGAAACCAGAAGACAGUUUAAUGAGCUCGUACAGCAAUCCGUUUGUUGAUCGUCAUGAAAAUGAAUUAGAAUGCAGUUAUAUGAAGUCAUUUAAUAAUCCAUUCACUAAAAAUAUUGAGUCAAUUGAGUCAAAUGACAAUUUCUUCACUGAUAAUAUUAUUCAAGAUCCAGUCAAUAGCCAAAUGAAAUCGUUAACAUGCAUCCUUGAUGCCACAGAUAUUUUAAUUGAUGAUUCUGAUAUCAAUUACAGACCAGAAAUAGCUCAAAUGUCGUUCUUGUAUUCACGAGAUGAUCAAAAUUCAAUUUUAGUUCCAAAAAGUUCCUCAAAAUCAAUAGAAUUAGAAUCAAGUUCAAGCAAAAGCUUUCCAAGUCCACCAUUAAAGCGUUUUUGCUUUGACUCAAAAGAAUCGUCCUUGAAUAAGAGCAAUGCGUAUAAUUCCGUGACUUCGGAGUCGCUCUUCAAAGAAACUGGAAAGAACAUAAACUGCACAGAUGACAUUUUUGAUAUGCAGAACUUAAAUAAAUCAGAUUAUAGCAUUUCCUCAGUUAAUGACAAUUCUACAACAAACAGUAUAUUUAAACAGUCUUUAUCGUCGUCAAUUCAAAGUGAAAACUCGGAAUCUAACCUUGAUUCGACUCUUAAAAACGUUAUGUGCAAGGGUGAUGACUCGUCAAUCCAGGUAAAUGCAACAGAAUUGACAAGAAUAAAGACUUGUAAGGUAAAUACUUUCUAUCAAGCUCCUCGCAUACUAAACAAUAAAAAAAUUGAUGAAUUUUAUAACAUUUAUGAUUCAACUGAUUGGAAGUCCGAGAAUAUCGAUUUAGAUAACAUUAUGGAACCAUCUAUAGACUAUUUACUGUAUAAAUUCAAAUGCUUGAGGCCUUUAACGACUGGAAGGAAAGAUUAUUCUAUUAGCUAUAAUGAUAAGGAUGGCUUCGAUUCUGAUUCAAUAAAUCAAGGUUUAGAUGAGAUUCAAGAUUCAUUUGAUAAUCGAAAUUUCAUUUGUUCAACGCCAGAGGAGUCUGAAAAUCCAGAUGAUAAAACGAAUCUUCUCAAAACUGUUGACUUGAAUAUGGCAGUUAAUGCUGUUACUUCCAAAAACGUUUGUCAAGAAGACGAUGAUAAUAAUACAACAAAAAGCUUCCUUGUGAAUAAGAAAUCUAAAAAUGUCUGGUCAGCAAUUACGCACGUUUCGUGUUCUAUUCCUUUAAUUGAACAAGAAAGUAGUGAGCCACAAUUUGAUAUAACUACGAUUUUUGAUUUUUCAAAUCAGAAUGAGUUCCCUAAUGAACAAGAGAGCCUGAAUAAUGAUACCGCUCGAUUUGAGCUAAUGCUUUCCGUUUUAAAAGAUUGCAAUAAUUCUGUGGACAAAACAACGUCGGAAGUCCAGGAAACAUUAAAAAUCGCGAAAAAUCGAAAGGCUGCAAUAUUCGCUCAAAUUGAAAUGUUAACACAAGCCUUAGUAACGUCACUUGUCAAUCAAAACGCCAUGAUAAUAAAACUUCAUAGAAUUAAAGAUUGGAAAGAUUGCAAAUAUGAGAGUAACGUACUUUCCCAAAAAGAAACUGCAAUCAAAAUCAAAUCAUUGAGUUUUACGAAUAAAAAUACAGAGCGAACAUUUACGAUUUUCGUUCAUUUGUUGGGUGAGAUUUAUAAGUUGUUGGGUCAAAACAUCACGUGCACAAAACGAGAGCUUUAUUAUCGUGACGUAGAGCUAACGAAAAGUCAAGUCUCUGUGAAUAAAGCAAUUGAUGAAAUUUGUUCAUUAUUAAAUGUACAAUGUUGGGAAUUAGGAGUACUUUCAACAUCAAAAGGUCUUGUUGCUGGCGACUUGAGAAUCAUAACUGAUGAAGAUGAAUUAAUUGAUUAUUCUACAACCAAUUCAGUUCCUCAAAAGCCAUCAGGAAUCAAAUCAAUGGAAUCAAAUGCUGAGUAUGUUUUAGUCGUUGAAAAGGACACAGUAUUUACACGCUUGAUUGAGGAAAACAUUAUGGAAAAGAUUGGAAAGAAAAUAAUCUUAAUUACGGCAAAAGGCUAUCCAGAUAUAAAUACACGUGUUAUGCUCAAAAGAAUUGAAAUGGAAUUGCAAAAACCUAUUUAUAUAAUUGUUGAUGCUGAUGCUUAUGGAAUUGAUAUUAUGUGUACCUACAAAUUUGGAUCACUACAAAUGGUAAAGUUUUCGGAGCAGCUUGCUGUACCCACAAUGGAAUGGAUUGGGAUAUAUCCCACAUCCAUUGAAAAGCUCGACAUCACAAGAACUCAACUGACAGAUGCCGAUGUAAAGAAGGUUGACGAACUUCUGGCUCGUCCUUAUAUUAAUGAUCAUUUAAAGACUGAGUUAGCACAUUUGAAGAAUCGAGGAUUAAAAGCUGAAAUUGAGAGCAUAUAUCAUUUUUCAAUAGACUAUUUGAUUCAUGACUACAUUCCACAGACGAUUGCAGCUAUUCCAGGUCCAAAUAGAGAAAUUAUCCGAGGAAGUAGCUGCUUUAAGGAACAUUUAUUUUCUUAAUUACUCUAUUUGAAUUUUUUAAUGGUGUUUUUUCGUCCAAAUUGUGAAAAACGGUUUGUGUAGCAAAUAAUUUUUUAAUUUUUUAUGAAAGAAUAAAAUAUAAAGCAUUACUUAAUAUUUGACGCAGCGAUCA
Chironomus riparius is the source of this 3081-nucleotide messenger RNA. The record is from the annotation of a GenBank genome assembly. NCBI's taxonomy places the organism in Eukaryota, Metazoa, Arthropoda, Insecta, Diptera, Chironomidae.